CUCCGUUUCUGCGAUACGAUCCGCGGAGCGACCUCGCAUCGCAGUCGUGUGUGUGUGGUAGUGGAAAGCAAAAGGUAGUCACGCGCGCUGCGUUGCGUAUUUGGGAGUAUUCCAAGUGGUCCAGCGGUGUGUUUCCGUCGAGAGGAUCAAAAUUAUGUUCGCCAAGGGGUAGCCCCCGGAUAAAACGAAUACGAGGACGGUAGUCGAGCGGGCGAACGAACGCGAGGGAGGUAGUCAAGAGCAGCUUUGUAACGAGCAGCGCUUCGCAUCGGAGCGCCGCGACGACGAUGACAACGCGCGUCGCCGAGUAAGCUUGGCUCUUCGACAACUAAGAGGAUGCCACGGAGACGCUGCCGAAUUGUACCGGGGCGACGCGACGUCAGCGGGAUCUAGAAGAGCGUUUUCGACGAGAAGUGUACGGUUUCGGUGAUAAGAAGACGUGGAGACACGAAAGUGAGACUACGCGUUCCACAACGUGGACCCUUUUGAGGAAAAAUAGAUCGAGGCGGUGAAAAUAGAAGAUAAGAAGCCGGACGAGAAAGAGAGAGAAAGAAAGGUGCGAAGAACGAGAGUGCGAAGGGGAAGACACGCGACGAAGAGGAUCAUCGUGCGACGUGGCCUCUCGGUUUCCGGGGUCUCUCUCUUCGUGGGUGUUUUUACGCGUGCGGCCGUGGAUCGAUAGUUUGUCCCGCAAGCUCGUGCUGGACAGAAACGACGACGAGUCACACUACGUGUAAGAGACGCGCGCGAUCCUCUCACGUUCGACGACAACGACACCCUCGAACCGCGAGUAACGGGACCCGUGGGAGACGAAUAAAAAAGAAGAGCAAGUUUCCGAACGGGCCUAGCUGAAAGUGUUGCUUAACGCGACGGUUGGACGCAACGUUGUGUGGACACCGGAAGUUCCGCGGUGAUUUAUGGGGGACUACAGCACGACAAGUCUCUUUUCCAGUAUCCUGACAAGUCCAAAACCUGGUGCGACCACGAGUAAUAGCGGCACUGGCAGCAAUAGCAACAGCAGCAGUAGUAAAGCCAUCGGCAGCGCCGCCGUCACCGUAACAACAUCCACAAUGCAGGACGAUCUGCUGAUCGAGAAGCAAGCCACCGGCAAACCAGCUCCGCUCUCGCCGAGCAGCGCUCUCGACACAGUGGCUGGACAAGACAAGUCGAAGGACGCGAUUGAAGCGGAGAGUAUCGCCAUCACACCGACGACGCCUUCGUCGACGGAUAAGGAUAUUACGUGUAGCACGACCUCGGCCCUGCAGGGCUUCGCCGAUCCCGGCGGUCGCGUGCCUAGCCUCUGGUCCGCGCCAGACGAUAGCGGUUUGCACGCCGCGUUACCAGUCAACGGCUCGAUCGCCGCCUUUCAGAACUUUCCGGCUGGUGGGCCCGCGGGCCUGUUCGCCAGCACCGGUGCCGCUUCCGCCGCCGUGUCGACCGGCACACGUCGCGCCAUCACGGCCAGCCACAAUUUUCCUCAACAGCAGCAGCAGCAGCAGCAGCAGCAGCAUGGUAACGCGGGUGCACCCGCGGGUACCAGACACGGCGGUAUGCAAGUAUCGCAACAGCAACAACAACAACAACACCAACAACAGCAGCAGCAACAACCGCCGCCGACAUCCCAUCCGGGGGUCUACCUGCCCGGUAAGGGCUACGCCGCGUGGUCGGGCGGGCCGCAGGCACCGCAGCAGUGGGGUGCGGGCCCGCAAGCGGCUGCGGUCGCCAGUCAGGGCCUGUCACCUUGGAAUCGUGGCAGGUCCGUGCCUAAUCUACCGCCACUGCACUCGUCCCUGCACGCCGCCGCGGCGGUGGCAGCCGGUCUGCAGGGCCGUAAACCGAGUCCAACGUUUCCGGGUCAUCCGGGUCCGGCAGCGGCGCAUCCUUCCUGCAUCAGCCCAGUCAAGUUCCGUCGGAGCACCUCAUAUCCUGGCAAGGGCAACAUAUAUCCGCCUCAGCCAGCACCGACCUUCGAAGUCACCGCCGCCGAAGAGAGGGAUCUGCUGCAGUUACCCCCGUUCCAGCAGGAUCGUAUGACGGCUAAUGGAAACUCACCGUUAGACAAUAUGAGGACCUUGGAACACUAUCUGAGCGAUAUUAUGCGAGCCGGCGCGGCGGAUACCCCGGAACAUCUAAAAGGAUUCAUCAAUUGCAACGCCGCCAACACUCUGCAAUCGCUCGCUCAGCUACAUGGUAAAUCCCCGUUCUUCCCAAGUCUGGAGGAGCAAAGUGGUACCUUGCUGGAAGAUCCGAAUGCGCCGAAUCAGCUGGACGGCGUCGGCGUCGGGGUCGGUGUCGGCGUCGGCGUCGGUGUAGGCGGCGGAAUAACGGCAUCCCAAGCGGCACCGCUUUCAUCGCCGAGCCGGAGCAGUCCGCACAGCCAGGGUAGCGAAACCGGCGAACGUUUCUCCAGGAAAGUCUUCGUCGGCGGACUGCCGCCCGACAUCGACGAAGAUGAAAUCACAGCCAGUUUUCGCCGCUUUGGCCCGCUGGUCGUAGACUGGCCACACAAGGCAGAGAGCAAAUCCUACUUCCCACCGAAGGGCUACGCGUUCCUGCUUUUCCAGGACGAGGGCUCGGUGCAGCAGUUGAUAGACGCCUGCAUCCAGGAUGAGGACAAGCUCUACCUGUGCGUGAGCUCGCCCACGAUCAAGGAUAAGCCCGUGCAAAUCCGACCAUGGCGAUUGAGCGACGCUGAUUUCGUGCUGGAUGCCUCCAUGCCGCUCGACCCGCGAAAGACGGUUUUCGUUGGCGGGGUACCGCGACCGCUCAAGGCCGUGGAGCUCGCCAUGAUUAUGGAUCGGCUUUACGGCGGUGUCUGUUACGCCGGCAUCGAUACCGAUCCCGAGCUCAAGUAUCCCAAAGGAGCCGGCCGGGUUGCCUUCAGUAAUCAGCAAAGCUACAUAGCUGCCAUCUCGGCCAGAUUCGUACAGCUGCAACACGGCGAUAUUGACAAAAGGGUCGAAGUCAAACCAUACGUUUUGGACGAUCAAAUGUGUGACGAAUGUCAAGGUCAGCGCUGCGGAGGUAAAUUCGCACCGUUUUUCUGCGCCAAUGUCACCUGCCUACAGUACUAUUGCGAACAUUGCUGGGCAACUAUCCACUCCCGCCCUGGUCGGGAAUUCCACAAGCCGCUGGUGAAGGAGGGCGCGGAUCGGCCUCGAGCCGUGCCUUUUCGCUGGUGUUAACCCCAGCUGCGUUGUCCCUAAUUAUCUCGCAGCCCUAGCUAAUUAACUACCACCUCUACCAAUAUUUCCCACCCUCCCCUCACGUGCCCCAACCAACCCUCACC
Molecule: messenger RNA, 3289 nt
Organism: Formica exsecta
Lineage: Eukaryota; Metazoa; Arthropoda; Insecta; Hymenoptera; Formicidae
Gene: orb2
Product: cytoplasmic polyadenylation element-binding protein 2
Exons: 8
Coding region: 918-3185 (755 amino acids)
Biological process (GO): negative regulation of cytoplasmic translation
Cellular component (GO): nucleus; synapse; cytoplasm
Molecular function (GO): translation factor activity, RNA binding; ribosome binding; mRNA 3'-UTR binding
Source: RefSeq, a predicted model, not a curated record